Messenger RNA from Pedinophyceae sp. YPF-701, 762 nucleotides. Lineage: Eukaryota; Viridiplantae; Chlorophyta; Pedinophyceae. The record is from the annotation of a GenBank genome assembly.
AUGCCGUUCGGCGACGUCGUUGUCCGGGCGCCCAAGGGCCCCGUCAGGCUGCACUACAUCGACGCCAGCCCGACUGGCAAUGUUGCCGCCCCAGCGCAGGUGGUUGUGCUGUCACACGGCCUGCUCCUGCCGGCCACCAAGUUGUACCCUGCCUCGGGAAUCGCCGACGCGGAUUGUUUGGCGUUUUUCUGGCGCGACCAGAUCCCCGAGCUGUGCCGCGCGGGCUUCCGGUGCAUCGCGUACGACCACCGCGGCCAGGGAACUUCGGAGCGGUCAGAAGACUGCGACCUGGACAUCCUCGCUGACGAUGCAAUCGGGCUAAUCCAGCAGCUGUGUCCCGGCACGCGGGUGCACUUCGUCGGACACAGCAUGGGCGGCUUCGUUGGGCUGCGCGUCGCCGUCAAGCGGCCCGACCUCGUGCAGUCCCUCGCGCUCAUCAACUCCUCCGCCUCCGAGGACCCGAAUCGGCACUUCUAUGCUGUUCUCGGGAGACUCUCGACCUGGUACUGGCCGUUCCCGGGCCUCGUUGCGUCGUACACGGUCAGGCGCAUCCUGGGCACUAGCUCCCGCGCAGACACGCGCCAGGCCGAGCUGGUCCGAGAGCUCGUGGACCACAUCGGCCAAGUGCAGCGCUACAGUGGGGUCAUGUCGAUCACGCCCGCGGCGCAGGCGGUCUUCUUCCGCAAGGCCGUACCCCCGACGGACCUCGCCAGGAUCGCGUGCCCCACGCUCAUCCUGGUGCGCACAACAGCCACAGUAUGA